Molecule: messenger RNA, 2160 nt
Organism: Trichomonas vaginalis G3
Lineage: Eukaryota; Parabasalia; Trichomonadida; Trichomonadidae
Product: ATP binding
Exons: 1
Coding region: 1-2160 (719 amino acids)
Biological process (GO): cellular response to unfolded protein; protein refolding
Cellular component (GO): cytoplasm
Molecular function (GO): ATP-dependent protein folding chaperone; ATP binding; ATP hydrolysis activity
Source: RefSeq, a predicted model, not a curated record
AUGUCGGACGUUCAAAUCCCAGGUGUCGGUAUUGAUUUUGGAACAACUAACUCUUGUGCAUAUUUUGUCUCACAGAAUAGAGAAGAAACUACUCCAAUUCCAAUUAACGGCAAGAACUUUGCUCCAACAAAUUUAACUUACGUCGAAGAUGAAGAACAGCCCAUUGCAUGUGUCGAUACAACAAGGCUUGUAUAUCCAGCAGGAAACUGCAUCCAUAACAUUAAGCGUAUUAUUGGUAAAAAAUUAAAUGAUCCAGAUAUUCAGAAACACAUCAAUAAAUGGGACUUCAAACUUGUCGAAGAUAAUAAAGGUAUGGCUGCCUUUAAAGUCGUUAGCAAGAACAAAGAAAUUAUUGUUACUCCAGAGCAAGCAGCAACAUUAAUCUUCAAGAAACUGUUAGUCAGCUUCCACAAUACACAAAUGGCAAAUCAGAGAACAAACCAAAUUGUUCUUACAAUCCCUGUCGCAUUCAAUGUUGAACAAUGCGAAAGAAUCAAAUUAGCUGCAAGAGCUGCCGGAAUUGACAUCAUUGCUACAAUUUACGAACCUACAGCUGCUGCCAUCUCAUCAGGAAUGAUGGCUGCCACUGACAAGAAACUCAUGAUCUUCGAUUUCGGUGGUGGCACAUUGGAUGUCACAAUUAUGCAAGUCCAACGUGGCCAGAACGGAUCAUCCGUAUUUACUACGAUCGCAGAAACAGGAGAUCCUGAUCUCGGUGGCGAAUUAAUCGAUGAAAUUUUGAUGGAUCACUUUGAAACCGUUCUCAGAGAUUCUGGAUUCUAUAUCAGAACAGGCCCAGAGAAUCUGCGUCUGAAAAACCUCGCAAAUCUUAAGCAAAAUUGCCGAGAUCUCAAAGAAACACUUUCCGCGGCUUCUGCUGUUGAAUUCUUCUGGAAUGGAAUUACAAUUGAACCAAGAAAGGCCAAACUGCGCAAGAACAGAUUCGAAACUAUGCUUACUGACAACAAAAUUAUUGAUCGAAUCAAAGACACAGUCCAGAAAUGUCUUACCAAGGCCAAAUACACUGCAGACAAGAUUGACAAUGUUAUCUGUGUCGGUGGUUCAUCAGCCAUCCCAAUUGUCAAAGAAACUCUCAUUGAAAUGUUCACAGAAAACAAAGUUCUUGUCAGUACACAUCCAGAAGAAGCCAUUGCAAAGGGCGCAUCCAUCUACGCUAAAGCAAUCCUCAAAGGCGGUGUAUCAGGUAUUGAUGAAGCAGGAGCAGGUACAAAUUCUCAUGUUCCAAGAGUUUCUGCUCCAUCAGAUGUUCCAGCAAGGCCUCCUCCUUCAUAUCCAGAUCCAACAAUUGCAGAUGCACAUGCUUAUCCUGAUCCAACAAUGGCAGCUGCGACACCAAAUAAGCCACCUCCUUCUCAUCCGAAGCCACCGCAAGCAUAUGUUCCAACUCCUUCUCAUCCGAAGCCACCGCAAGCAUAUGUUCCAACUCCUUCUCAUCCGAAGCCACCGCAAGCAGAUGUUCCAACUCCUUCUCAUCCGAAGCCACCGCAAGCAGAUGUUCCAACUCCUUCAAUACAGAUCACAACGAAAUCGUAUUUGUCCUAUUCACUCGGAUAUCUCGACGCCUACAAUGAUUUCGAUGAAAUCUUCGAGAACGGUGCAGAAAUUCCUUCUCAGAGAACAAUCAACGUGUCCAGUGUUGAUCCGAACCAGCCAAACAUGAUCACGAAGGUCUGCUACAGGAAGGAUGACGAGGAUGAUUCAAUCAUCUUGUCUACUUACACAGUGGAUUACAAAGGAAAUCGCGGUGAUAAAGUUUCUGAAACUUGGUCAAUUGAUGCUGGUGGAAACUUGACAAUUAAAUCAGUUUUGUUUAAGUCAGGUGCAUCUGUUUCAAACAAGGUAAGCAUCUCCAACCUUUACUUCACAACAGAUGAGAUUAACCAGAUGAGAAGAAACGCUGAUGAAUUCGAAAGCAGCUUGAACAUGGAAGAAAGAAUUCAAGAGGUUGAGAAACAAAUUGAUGCUGAAUUGUCAAGAGCAAGAAGAUUGUUCAGAUCUUCACCAAGAAUGAGAGAGGUCAAGAGAAAAUUGGAUGAAAUUGUUAACUGGGUUGACGAGGGAAGAGCUGGAAGAACUGAAAACGAAUACAAGGAAAAGCUUCAGGCAAUCAGAGGAAUCAUUGAAAAUUAUUCAUCUUAA